UUGAACCGGAGGAAGCCAUUCCCUUUGAGAUCCACCCAUGCAUUUCAAACCCCCCCUGCAAGCCGAAACACUUGGACCACUCACACACAGACGACACCUGCAAGAGAGAGAGAGAGAGAGAGAGAGAGAGAGAAAAUGGCGAACGCAGACGUGGAAGCGGUGGACUUCGAGCCGGAGGAAGACGAUCUGAUGGACGAGGAAGGGGCGGUGGAGGUGGAAGCUAGUUCUCCUAGGGCUCCUCUUCCUAAGCUCAAGUCCGCCAUCACCGGCGGCUCUUCCUCUUCCUCUGCCAAGAAAACCAAAGGCCGCGGAUUCCGUGAAGAGACCGAUGCCGAUCGCAACACUCGCCUCGCCGGUCGCUUCGACUCUCUCGACUCCGAUGGCGGCCCUGGUCCUGAACGAUCCAUUGAAGGAUGGAUUGUUCUAAUCACUGGAGUUCAUGAAGAGGCGCAAGAAGAUGAUUUGCAAAAUGCAUUUGGUGAAUUUGGGGAGAUUAAGAAUUUGCAUUUAAAUCUUGAUCGUCGAACUGGGUUUGUCAAGGGGUAUGCACUGAUUGAAUACGAGAGCUUUGAAGAAGCACAGAAAGCUAUUAAUGAAAUGGAUGGAGCUGAACUGCUCACACAAACCAUUAAUGUCGAUUGGGCAUUCAGCAAAGGUCCAUUUAAAAGGAGGAAUAUGAGGAGGAGAUCACCGCGGGGACACCGUUCAAGAAGUCCCAGAAGGAGAUUCUAGCCAUCCAAGGUUUUGUGGACUUCUGUUGGGAUAGGAAACAAGAUGUUUGGACAGUUUUUUUUGAUACUUGUGACUGAUUGAGUGACUCAUCGAGUGUAUGAUUAUUAAUCUGUUUGUUGUUGAGGAUCCCUUGCGCACCCUCCCUCCUGCCUUUUAACUUUUCCCAUCUUUUCUGUUUCCUCUUUUUCUUUUUUCUUUUUUGAUUUUUUUUUUUUUUUUGGUUACCCUUCUAAUGGGAUGCUGUCUAGGCUGUUUCUUACAAAUUAUGUAAUAUGUUGCAAAAUAUUUGUGUUGGUUAUUAUUUUGCACUUGUGGAAAACAAAAUGGAGGCUGAUACUGUUUGACUAGAGUCGGCAUGCAAAUUGAUUGUGAGAUGGUGUGCACCAAGGUCCUUGGCCUUAAGCAUUGAUAGCUGGCCUGAUAAGCUUGCUCUACAUAUUCAAGUGGAUUUCUUGAUAA
Molecule: messenger RNA, 1191 nt
Organism: Camellia sinensis
Lineage: Eukaryota; Viridiplantae; Streptophyta; Magnoliopsida; Ericales; Theaceae
Product: RNA-binding protein Y14
Biological process (GO): RNA processing
Cellular component (GO): nucleus; cytoplasm
Molecular function (GO): mRNA binding
Source: RefSeq, a predicted model, not a curated record